AACUCUUUUCAGAAUCCGAACACUCUGUUCCGAAUUUCCAAUUGGAUAUGUUCGACAUUUUUUUCCUCUGUUCCCACUUCUCUGUCAAUCUUGUUCGUUUUGUCGGAAAGUUGAUUGCUUUUCCAUUUUUCAGUUAGAAAAUCCUCUCCAUCCCAUCAAAAAACUCAAACCCAUCAGCUCUUUUUCUUCAGAAAAUUGUGGGUUUCUGUUCAGAGCAAGAAAAACAGCCUAAAAUUGAGUAAAUCAAUCGCUUUUUCUUUCAAUUUUUCCCCUUUCGUCGGACUUCCCUUUUUCUUCAAUUUCCGGUCUACAGCGUCUUGUUUUCAAGUGUUUUCUGCCAGAUUAAUCGGUGUUUUGCUAAGUGGGUUUUGAUUUAGUUUGAAGAAUUAGCCGUUGAAAUAGGAAUGAAAACAAACCUUUUCAAUUUCGAUCAAAGCAGAGUAGUUUUGAGAAAUCCCAAUUGCCGGCGACUCUCCGGUGACUGGAAAGUUGUUGAAUUUCUUAACAACAUUGUCAACUUACCGACAAAGACUUCGUUUGGACAGAGGAAAACAGAGAGAUUUCCCCUCAAAUUUAGCAGUCUAAUUGUUGAUAAAUAGAAUCUUUUUGUAGACAUUUGGAAUUUUCUUUUGGCAAAUCAAAUCCUAAAAAGUCUCUCGUCCUCUACCUCUAUCUACCCAUCCCUUCCUCUUUUGGUUCCCUCUGCUUUCAGGGUUGGGGCAGAGAGAAACUAAAACUCUUUCCUCUCUACUCCCUCGCCGGAAUCAUGUUUUUUGACAAAGGAUUUAAGCAAUCAAACCUUGGGUGCUUCCUCCAUUGCACAACACCAGUAGUCAAAUCCCAAUUCCUCACCAAGACUGAGAUUAGGUACCUUAAUCAGUUAUGGCACCCUAGGGAGACAGAAAAGGUAGAAUAUUUCACAUUAGGUGAUCUUUGGAGUUGUUAUGAUGAAUGGAGUGCAUACGGUGCCGGAGUCCCUAUUGUUUUAAGAAACGGCGAGACCUUGGUGCAGUACUAUGUGCCUUAUCUCUCUGCCAUCCAAAUCUUUAUCAGCCAUUCUUCAGUCCAUAGCUUAAGGGAGGAGUCCGAGUCCGGUGAUAGGGAGACAAGGGAGUCUUUUAGUGAUACAUACAGUGAUGAGAGUGAAAGUGACAAGUUGUUUAGAUGGGAUGGAUGCUCCUCCGACGGAGGUUCUGAGCAAGAUUGCCUCUGGCAUGUGAAUGAAAGGUUGGGGCUCCUUUAUUUCCAGUACUUUGAGAGAUCAACUCCUUAUGGAAGGGUUCCUCUCAUGGAUAAGAUUAAUGGUUUAUCUCAAAGAUUCCCAGGUUUGAUGUCUUUGAGAAGUGUAGAUCUUUCACCGGCUAGCUGGAUGGCAGUUGCCUGGUAUCCAAUUUAUCACAUUCCCAUGGGAAGAACCAUUAAGGACCUGUCCACAUGCUUUCUUACUUACCAUACCCUUUCAUCGUCUUUCCAGGAUGUGGACCCAGAAGAUGACUUAGAGAGUGCCCAAAGAAAGCCAAAUGCAAAGGAAGGCAUCUCUCUGCCACCAUUUGGCCUUGCCACUUACAAGAUGCAAGGAAAUGUGUGGGUCUCUGGUAAUUAUGGUCAGGACCAAGAGAGGCUUGGGUCACUAUUAAGCGUGGCAGAUUCCUGGCUAAAGCAGCUGGGGGUCCAGCACCAUGACUUCAACUACUUCGUAGGGAUUCGACGUGGCUAGAAACCACACCCAAGAAUUGCAUCCAAGAAGCUAUGAAAGUGAUUGAUCACCACAAAAGGAGUAAGAAAAAAAAAAAAAAAAAAGAAGAAAGAAAAUCCUCUUUUUGGAUUUUCCUUUUGGUGUUGUGUUUGGAGUCUUUGAGCAUAGAGCAGGACUUGCAGGAGCAUUGCUGUUUCUACGUCAUUGAGCUGAAUUGUUUUGAGGCCACUGUCUUAAGGUUUCAUGAGAGGGUAUGUGACUGAUUUUACCAGAGGUUUUUGGCAGUUGUUUGAGAUGCUGACAUCCUCCGUUGUAGAGAAAUGGGUGAGGUCUGAGAUGUACAGAAUGGAGAGUAGGAAACAUUGGAACCCUUUUUGAUAUUUAUGUUAAUUUUCCUGAGCAGUAUGGAAAAUUGCAUCGAACUCAGAAUUUGUUUUCCUUUUUUUUUUUUAUCAGAGAUCUCUCUUGCCCAGCAGCCACGGACCUCAAGAGUAGUUAUUCUUGGAACGAUAUUAAGGGUAUACCUCUAUAUUAGUUAGAAGCACCUAAGAUGGAUAGUGAGGCAAAGUCUUAUACUAAAUCUGAGACCUAGAA
Rubroshorea leprosula is the source of this 2290-nucleotide messenger RNA. Lineage: Eukaryota; Viridiplantae; Streptophyta; Magnoliopsida; Malvales; Dipterocarpaceae. The record is from the annotation of a GenBank genome assembly.